AUGAUGGCUGUAAACUAUUUUUAUCUUUUGAAUAGUUGCCCCUCCUUGAAAUCAGUAAUACAUAAGUUUCCUCUCAGAGGUCAUACUCAUAUGGAAGCAGACUAUGUUCACGCUCUGAUUGAGCGAACCGUAAAAAAGCAGCCAACAAUGACGAUAGCUACACCUUGGGAUUGGCAACAGUUGAUUAUAUCAACUGGAGCUACAGUUUGGAACAUGGAAGUAACCGAUUUCAAAAAUUUUGAUCUUUUGUACACAUCCUCAAAUGCCCCAUUUGUUAAUCGAAAAAUCAAUACCUACAGAAAAAGAAAACUUUCUUAUUUCAUCAGCAGUAUGGCUAGAAGUACGUCGUCAAAGUUCAGGUCUGCUUUAUUAUAA
Molecule: messenger RNA, 375 nt
Organism: Psylliodes chrysocephalus
Lineage: Eukaryota; Metazoa; Arthropoda; Insecta; Coleoptera; Chrysomelidae
Source: the annotation of a GenBank genome assembly